GCGGUCACGUGUCAGUCAUGCGGAAAGAAGAACCGGAAUUAAAUUUCUCUGUUAUUGUUUUUUUUCCUCCCGUUGCACUAAAAAUACUUAGGAGGAGAAACUUUUGGUGGCGUUUUUACUCUAAAACAACCUCUUAAUCCGUCUUUUGUGAGUUUUUUCUACCCAAAUGAGAGAAAAUCGCCUCUGAACGAAGAGACGGUGACGAUGGGCUCUGCCGUGGAGAGGACGGACGAGCACGUGAGGGAGUACCUCAUCUACCGGGGCUUCACCAGCACGCUGAAGCAGCUGGACGGGGAGAUCAAAGCCGACAAGGAGAAAGGUCUCCGGGUGGAUAAGAUCAUGGAGCAGCUGCAGCAGCUGGUCCAGGCCUUCGACCUGAACGGCCUCAAGCAGUACUGGCUGUACCUGGACCGCCGGCUCUUCUCCCGGCUGGAGGACGUGUACCGCUGCACCGUCAGCAAGCUGCGCACCAGCCUGUUCCGCUACUACGUGGUCAGCAGCAUCCAGAGGGGGAACCCCGAGCGCACCCAGGAGUUCUUCCAGAGGCAGGGGGCGGAGCUCCAGGGCCAGGCGGAGUGGCGUGAUUGGUUCUCGCUGGCCUUCCUGCCGAACCCGGAGCAGCACCCGACCUUCGCACCGUACUUCUCCCGCCAGUGGGCCGACACCUUCCUGGUGUCGCUGCACAACUUCUUGUCGGUGCUCUUCCAGUGCAUGCCCCAGCCCGUCCUGCUGAGCUUCGACGCCGAGGUGCAAAGGAUGACGGGCCUCAGCGAGGACAACGAGGAGCUGCGCCAGCAGCUGUUUGCCCUGCAGACGGAGACCCGGGACCAGCAGCGGGACCAGCAGCGGGACCAGCUGGUCCUCCACAAGCUGCCCUCCUACGUGCAGCACAUGGACCGGCUGGGAGACACCGAGCUGGAGCUGGUCUCCAGCCAGCGGGCUGCUGCCGCCACCGCUAAUGCUAACGCCCCCCCGAGGAACAACUUCUUCUCCUCCUUCCUGCCCCAGGGCCGCCGCCUCCCCCCGGGGGGGAAGCCUCGCCCCCCCUCCCCGGGCCGGAGAGAGGAGCAGCCGGCAAAGAUUCAAGCGAAGGUUGAAGCAGCGAUCUCCCAGCAGCCCCCGGGGCAGGGGCAGGCGGGGAGCCAGCCGGCCAAUCAGACGACGAGACACAGGAGGGUCCAGGACCACGAGAAGGAGAGGAAGGAGCUGCUGGCCAAGCCCCGCCCCCAGACCCCAGAGAGACGAGGUGGGGACCCCCCACCCUCGUCCCCCUCGUCCCCCCCCUCGGACCUGGGCGACCCCUCCGACCCCGCCCCUCCGCCCCCCUUCAUCAAGCUGAGCCAGGAGGAGUUCGGGGAGCACCACUCCUCCAUCAUGCACUGCAGGGUGGACAGCUCCGGACGGCGGGUCGCCAGUUUGGACGUGGACGGAGUCAUAAAGGUGUGGUCCUUCAACCCCAUGAUGCAGACCAAGGCCACCAUCAUGUCCAAGUCUCCCCUGCUGUCCCUGGAGUGGGCGGCCAAACCGGAACGGCUGCUCCUGCUAGGCAGCGGCGUGGGCACGGUCCGCCUCUACGACACGGACGCCAAGAAGAACCUGUACGAGAUGAGCAUUGACGACGCCCACCCCCGGAUUCUGUCUCUGGCCUGCAGCCCCAGCGGCUCCUCCUUCGUCUGCUCGGCCGCCGCCCUGACACGCCCCCCCGGGGGCGGGGCCUCCCAGCUCCAGGGGGGCGGGGCCUCCUCGGUCCCCGGCCAGCUGCUGCUGUGGGACACCAAGACGGUCAAGCAGCAGCUCCAGUUCUCCCUGGAACCGGAGCCGGUGGCCGUCAACUGCACGGCGUUCAACCACAACGGGAACCUGCUGGUGACGGGGGCCGCCGACGGCGUCAUCCGCCUCUUUGACAUGCAGCGCUACGACAGCGCCAUGAGCUGGAAGGCUCACGACGGCGAGGUCUACAGCGUGGAGUUCAGCUACGACGAGAACACCGUGUUCAGCAUCGGCGAGGACGGCAAGCUGAUCCAGUGGAACAUCCACCGCUGCGGCGGGAAGCAGUCGGAGACGCUCCUCCCCCCCGACGCCACUGGCCCCUUCGUCCUAUCAGGCUACAGCGGCUACAAGCAGGUCCAGGUUCCCAGAGGCCGGCUGUUCGCCUUCGACUCAGAGGGGCGUCACAUCCUGACCUGCUCCGGCAGCGGAGGCCUCAUCUACCGGGUGACCAAUGGCGAGCCGGCGUUGGAGCGCGUGCUCGCGCUGGGCGGCCACCGCGCGCCCGUGGUGACGGUGGACUGGUGCUCGGCGCUGGACUGCGGCACGUGCCUGACGGCGUCCAUGGAUGGGCGCGUGCAGCUCAGCACGCUGCUGGCGCAGUGACGUGUGGGGGGGGCGGGGUUUGGGGGGUC
This is a messenger RNA of Cololabis saira (Pacific saury), 2402 nucleotides long. RefSeq names its product WD repeat domain 91 (gene wdr91). The coding region runs from base 205 to 2373 and encodes 722 amino acids. NCBI's taxonomy places the organism in Eukaryota, Metazoa, Chordata, Actinopteri, Beloniformes, Belonidae. Gene Ontology annotation, biological process: early endosome to late endosome transport. The transcript has 18 exons. Gene Ontology annotation, cellular component: early endosome membrane; extrinsic component of endosome membrane; late endosome membrane. Gene Ontology annotation, molecular function: protein binding; phosphatidylinositol 3-kinase regulator activity. The record is from RefSeq and is a predicted model, not a curated record.